This is a messenger RNA of Xyrauchen texanus (razorback sucker), 705 nucleotides long. RefSeq lists its product as uncharacterized. Gene Ontology annotation, molecular function: glycine N-acyltransferase activity. Lineage: Eukaryota; Metazoa; Chordata; Actinopteri; Cypriniformes; Catostomidae. The record is from RefSeq and is a predicted model, not a curated record. Gene Ontology annotation, cellular component: mitochondrion.
AUGGCCAUUCCACACCAGAACGGGCCCAAAGGCGGUCGGCCAACUGGGAAAAUGCCUGGUAUGCCAGAUUACCAGUCCAGCUGUGUGGCCAGAGUUGUACUAAUUAAACCAAAAUUUAGUAAGGAGGGAGAUAAUUUCAAAGACUUGGGUGUAUUUUCCAAAAGUGAUAACUAUCUAAAAGAAAUGCUGGCUCAGACAGACGUUAUUGAUUGGAAGAGUUUUAUUUGCUUGUCUGCUGAGCUUUGUCAUGAGAAGAUGGUGGAAACUGUGGCUGCCAGGAGGUGUAAAGAAGCUGUGUGACACUUGAUGAUUCUUCAGGAACCAUCAAAACUGUCACCAGUUGAUACUUUGUCACUGAAGCUGUCUUCUCUCAGUGAGUCUCAUCUUGCUCUAGUCAACAGCACCUGGAAGUUUGGCAAUGUGCACAACAAACAGAUGAUUAGGAAUAUGAUUUUGAACUUUCCCUCAUGUUGUGUUCUGGACUCAGAUGAUCAGCCAGUAGGAUGGAUACUUACUUAUAACUCCUGUGCACUUGCAAGCUAUGCAAAAGCUUUGGUUACCAUUAUGUCACAAAAACUUCACUCUCAGGGUUAUCAAGUGUAUUGUUUUAAAGGGGAAGAAAAGUUAUCUUACAGCCUCUUCACACACUUGGGUUUCACUGAGGUCCCUGGUUUGUCUUUAAUGAGUUUUGAUCAGUUGCACUGA